Messenger RNA from Ylistrum balloti, 1937 nucleotides. RefSeq lists its product as uncharacterized. The transcript has 8 exons. Lineage: Eukaryota; Metazoa; Mollusca; Bivalvia; Pectinida; Pectinidae. Bases 1 to 1893 code for a protein of 630 amino acids. The record is from RefSeq and is a predicted model, not a curated record.
AUGUCGACCCUCAUGUGUGUUUUCCUAUGUCUGACUUUACCGGUUGUCCACGGGAGUAUCACUUCCGUCAUGGGCCGACUGUCGGAUAGAAUUUUCUUUGAUCAGAACACACGGGACACUCCUGGUCAUCCACCUUUUUCCUGGUCUCACGAUAAAGGUCUGUAUGGCUCCGAUGUCAAACUUAACUUCCAUGGAGAGCCGGAUAUGGCGCUUAUAAGGGAGGCGUUCUCGAUUUAUGACAAUAACAUGUUCGCCACGGCGUGGAUUACGGCGUGCCUGUUGGAGACCACUCUUUACGGAAGGGGCCCCAUGUCAAUCCCCGCUAUGAUUGAUUCUGCUGUGUAUGCUAUUGGUAACUUUCACAACCGGAACUACAACUUCACCAACUCCAUCAUGACCUUCUGGCCCCAAAUAUACAACUACACAACUCGGACAUACCAGAGUACCCCGUCAAACUUAUUGGAGUUGUUCCAACUCGCGGACACCGCCCCCGUUAAAUUAAUAGAAGAUUUGAUGAAGAUAUUUGGAUUGAAGGAUAUGGAACAAGUCGUGGAACGUCUAAUCGCGGAAAAGGACAUAUUUGCUCGUGCUUUCCACAUUCCUCCCGAUUUUGACGACACUUUUGUAAACCUUGGCUUAGGGGCCCUGCUCAGACUAGCGGAGGAAUUAUAUCCUCAAUCCUGGAAACGAUGGCAGACACAAAACUCCAAUGUGACGUCAGCAUUGCAUGCACUCCGAAAGUACGCCUAUAGACCGUCCUCAGCUAAUCCGGAUGUGAACACAAUCGACCCGAGAACCUAUUUCUACAUGAGGUCUUUCCUUAACAAAUAUCAUGACGAGGAUCUCGCAUUGGUCCCCACCUGGGUUCAGAACACACGGGAGGCUAUGCAGAACGACAAGAAAGGUGUGUCAAUGCCUUUCUCUGUCAAUAAUGUUGACGUCACUGUGGCCGCUAACACCAUUUACGGUCUGACCGCUGGAAUCCUAUCGAAUAUCAUUGACGGCGUGGAGUUUGAUGCUGACUUACAGAAAAUCUACCUGAAUACGUCGUCACUUAUUGCCGAGGAACUGACACACAACUUUUCCUCCAGGCCUGACCUGGCUCUUACAUAUUAUCCGUCCCCACACGAGUGUUAUUGGUUCGUGGCUCGAACCCUCUCGUUAAUGCAAAGAUAUCUCUUUAACAGCAAUGAGACAGAUACACUUCCGUUUCCGGUGAUGACGGAGGUCAAACUCAUGUUUGAGACUGCUCUCAGAACGGAAGUCACUCCAGUAAUUCUCAAGGAUGCCAAAGACGACUUUGAAGGUCGGAUAUACUGGGACAAUUUCCUGGGGGACGGGGACAUCAAGUCCGACAAUUCCACUGAGAUUCGUGCCGAGGACAGAAUUUUCACUACUGCCAUGGCGGUCAACACUCUGCUGGACGUGUGGACAGUGUACAACCAGUCAACGUUCCAGCUGGAAUGGCUACCAGGCGUAACUCCGAACCUAAACGACACAGUCCGGAGGGGAGUGGCGUGGCUUACUGACUUCUCUCUUAGCGCUACAUACAAACCUUGGAACACGUUCUUCUCCGGGUCUGGCAAGGGUCUUAAGAGUAUGCCAUUUUGGUAUCCUGCCAACAGGAUCGAAUUCAUGAACGGGACUGCCGUAAACUCGUCUGUCAUACCGCAUGGUGUCACUUUCCUCCUGGGAAUGUCCGGUUAUGUGUCCGAUGAAAAAUACGACGCAAUGUUAAAGAUGCCACAUUUCGGAAAGAUGACUCCAACAGAAUUUGAUGGUUACAAUGAUCCCACACAACCUCAAAGCUUUUUCCCAUUCUGGUCGUCAAAUUCAUAUACAUAUGCUGCAACACUCAUGGCUCUCUCUAAAUAUACCAAUAUCAAACAAUGAUUAACCAAACCGUUUGAAACAUUAAACAUUGUUUUGUUAUUAUG